AUGAGCAAGCUGGGCGGCGGCAUCGGCGGCGCCAGUGGCACCGCGGCGGGGCCGACGGCGGCGGCCGCGGCCGCCGCGGCGCAGAAGCAGAGGGCGCUGCUCCAGAAGGCGGACGCCGACGUCGCCAGCCUCGUCGACAACUUCUCCGCCCUCAUCAACAUCGCCCGCGUCAACGACCCGCCCGUGCGCAACUCGCAGGAGGAGUUCCAGAUGGAGAUGCGCGCCUCCCGCAUGGUACAUUCAGCGGACUCUCUGUUGAAACUAGUAUCGGAGCUUAAGAGGACAGCCAUAUUUUCUGGGCUUGCUUCUUUGAGUGAGAAUGUUGAUAGAAGGAUUGAGGUGCUUAAUCAGCAGGCAGAGGGAACCGACAGAAUGCUGGAGAGAAUUGGGCAGGAGGCAGCAGCAAGCCUUAAGGAGUUGGAGGCACAUUACUACUCAUCUGUUGUGCGGACUCCGCUCUAAUACUGAGGACGUCUUUGGCUUUCCACUGAUAGCAGAGUAACUCUAGAGGAGCUGUGCAAGGACAUGAUCAAUGUACCUUGCCUAAAAAACAGCUCAAAUUGUGUAGGUUGAGAACAGAUGCAGUCAUGUCCAACCAUGUUGUAUUAGCUAUUGAGAUGGCAUGCUAAUUCUAGUUUCUAUCCGUUUUUCUAAUUUCUUAUCCUUAUAGAGGGUUAUUAUAACUUCUACUUCAAUGAGGUGUCUUUUCUUGUGCUCCUUUUCUGACUUGCAGUCAUUAUAAUUUCUUGUGCUCCUUUUCUGACCUG
Lolium rigidum is the source of this 767-nucleotide messenger RNA. Its product is annotated as mediator of RNA polymerase II transcription subunit 22b-like. Gene Ontology annotation, molecular function: transcription coregulator activity. Gene Ontology annotation, cellular component: mediator complex. Bases 1 to 462 code for a protein of 153 amino acids. The record is from RefSeq and is a predicted model, not a curated record. Lineage: Eukaryota; Viridiplantae; Streptophyta; Magnoliopsida; Poales; Poaceae. The transcript has 4 exons. Gene Ontology annotation, biological process: regulation of transcription by RNA polymerase II.